Neocloeon triangulifer is the source of this 574-nucleotide messenger RNA. RefSeq lists its product as uncharacterized. Gene Ontology annotation, molecular function: odorant binding. NCBI's taxonomy places the organism in Eukaryota, Metazoa, Arthropoda, Insecta, Ephemeroptera, Baetidae. The record is from RefSeq and is a predicted model, not a curated record. The transcript is spliced from 6 exons. Bases 85 to 483 code for a protein of 132 amino acids.
UCAUGCGCAUAACUUCUUUUCGAAAUUGUGUUACACAAAGAAUUAAUAAAUAUUCAUUCCGUUUGCUUUCAACAACAGUAUAAAAUGCGUGAAUUUGUCACUGCGAUUAUCCUCCUUAUGGCUUUUGGUUCUCUGCUUGCUAACGCAAAUGAGAGCGAAAAAGUGUAUGCCAAGUGCAUGGACACCCAUGAUGUUACUGAGGACGACCUGGAAAUUAUGAGGAAUACAGAAAUAGGUUUUAACUAUCCUAGAAAAGUUCAAUGCUUCAUGAGCUGUCUUGCAAAUCACACUAAAUUUUUUGAUGAGAAGGGAAAAAUCAAUUAUAAUGUAAGUAUUGCGUCACUCCAAACUUCCCUGGCUGAGGCUCCAGAAGAGGCCCAUAAGGCGACUGUAGCAAUCACACGCUGCAAGGACGAGAUUGGAUCGGACCCAUGCGAGACUGCCGCAAAGAUUUACUACUGCCUCAAAAUGGCGUCAACUUGAGGAGCUUUGCCGGUUGACACAAUGAAAACGCACAAAUAAAAUAUUUUAAUAAGAUUUACAUCACGCUAAUAAUAAAAUUGAUUCUUUUUCG